UAGCCCCACCAGCCACCAGGGCAGUGUAUCCCGGGCAUCCGGUGGAGGUGGACCUGGUUUUCCGUUGAACCGGUAUGGAAGGGAGGUGAGUGAAGCCGGCGACCCAGAGGGAUAAGAAGCCAGAACGACAGGAUGGCCACACCUCCAGACAGCCCCGUCGAGGAUGUCGUCUACGAAAUCGAGACUUCCAGGGUGCCGAAGCCCAUGCCAGUCGCCCUCGAAGACCUCUGCAGGCAGACUAAGUUCACCCGUCAAGAAAUCAGGGUCAUGUACAGAGGAUUUAAACAGGAGUGCCCUGAAGGAGUCGUACAAGAAGAUGCCUUUCGAGACAUAUAUUCGAAAUUCUUCCCCCACGGAAGUGAGUACAAGAAAAAUUAAUAAACUUGAACAAAGAAAACG
Molecule: messenger RNA, 399 nt
Organism: Cimex lectularius (bed bug)
Lineage: Eukaryota; Metazoa; Arthropoda; Insecta; Hemiptera; Cimicidae
Product: Kv channel-interacting protein 1-like
Exons: 2
Coding region: 133-378 (81 amino acids)
Molecular function (GO): calcium ion binding
Source: RefSeq, a predicted model, not a curated record